AUGGAGUCUACGACGGAAGUAGACUGGACAAUUCUUGACUGGGAGCGUAUUGGAGAUGAACUUCAUCUGCAGACAAACAGAACGUCUGAAAGACUCAACCAGAUAGACCGCGUUCGCGCAAAUGGGAUUGGUGACCAUGUCGCUCUUCCACAGCUCGUGGUAUGCGGCGAUCAAUCAGCCGGGAAGAGCUCGGUGUUGGAAGGUAUCACUGGGAUCCCAUUCCCUCGACAAGACGGUCUUUGUACGAGAUUCGCAACUGAGAUCAUUCUCCGCCACGAUUCAAAGGAGCAGCGCGCCGUGGCCACGAUUAUACCUCAUGCUUCUCGUACCAUCGAGGAUAAAACUCGACUCAGCGCAUUUCGCCAUCAGAUACGAGAGUUCACAGAGCUACCUAGUAUCAUUGAGGUGGCGGCAACUUUGAUGGGCGUUCGAGGGCACAGUGCAGACACCGAUGCUCCAGCUUUCUCCGCCGAUGUUCUACGGUUAGAACUUGUAGGCAGAACAGGUCUACAUUUGACAGUCGUCGACUUACCGGGAUUGAUUUCAGUGUCCGACGUCGAAGACGAUGUCCAAAUUGUUGCGAAUCUAGUAGAUUCGUACCUCGAGAACUCGCGAACCAUUAUCUUAGCCGUGGUUCCUGCAAGUAGCGAUAUCGAUACUCAAGGGAUCAUACAGCGUGCUCGUCACUUUGACAAGGAAGGCCACCGAACAGUUGGAAUCAUUACCAAACCCGACCUUAUCAACAUAGGUACAGAAUCUCGUGUUGCGCGGUUGGCGAACAACUCAGAUACAACAAGACUAAAUUUGGGCUUUUUCCUGAUCAAAAACCCAUCGCCUGCAGAGUUAGAAAACGGUUCUUCCUUGGCGGAUCGUCGAAGAUCAGAGUUAGUCUUUUUCGAGACCGGUCCUUGGAAGAGGCAAAAGCUCAAUCGAUCCCGCAUUGGUAUAGACAAUCUGAGGAAUUUCUUGCAAGAUCUCUUGGACAGCCAUAUCGAACGAGAAUUACCUACAGUGCGAGAAGACGUACGACGUCUGCUCAAUGAGGUCAAUGAUAAUCUUAGUGACCUUGGUACAGAGCGCUCGUCACCAAGUCAGAUUAGGGUAUACCUAACGCGAAUCAGCAGCGAUUUUCACAGUCUAGUGAAAUCGGGUGUUGAAGGAACCUAUGCUGGUCGGGACGAAGAGUUCUUUCGUGUGUCCGGCGACGAUAUAUCCGUUCGACUCCGCGCAGCCAUUCACAUGAAGAACGAGGAGUUUGCCACGUACAUGAGACGGAAUAGCGAGAAACGAAAAGUGGUGGACGAGGAAGAAAUGGAAUCGACGAACGGUGAAGAGGGUCAGAUACUCCUGACCGCUGACGAUAUGAUGUCGUGGAUUCGCCAAAUAUAUCACGAAACCAGAGGGCGAGAAUUGCCUGGCCAUCACAAUUACUCCUUGCUAACUGAGUUGUUUCAUGCUCAAUCAGAGAGAUGGGGCAGUAUCAGUCGGCAACAUUUAUGUGCUGUAGUGUCUCUGGUGUCUCGCUUCAUCCACGCCGGAUUGGCAUUCAUUGUCAAAGAUCCUGACGUCCGAAAAAACAUAACAGAAAGCAUUAAGAAUAUGCUUUAUCAACAUGCCCAGAAAGCCUAUGAAGAGCUGGAACAGUUGCUUCAAGAUGAAGCCCGCCAUCCGAUUACGUAUAACCACUAUUAUACAGACAACAUUCAGAAGGCACGACUUGACCGCUCUAAGCAAGAUUUGAAGGAUUCAAUGGAUUCAGCGAUUCACGAGGACUGGAAUGACAAAUUCCACGUGAGUAACUCGCAAGUUGAGAUCAAGAAGCUCUUGAACUCUCUUCAAAAUCGUGUUAUUGUCGAUAUGACCGAAAGAGCUUGUGCAGAUGCACGUACCGAUCUGGCUGCUUACUACAAGGUUGCCAUGAAAACAUUUGUCGACAAUGUUUGUCGACAAGUUAUUGAACGACAUAUACUCGCUAAGCUUCCAAAUGUAUUUGAUCCGAUCACCGUCAGUGCCUACACUGACGAUGACUUGGUUCGAUUGGCCGCCGAAUCACAUCAGACCCGCAUCCGUAGAAACGAGGCCCUCCAGCUUCGAGAAGCUCUCGAGCGAAGUCUCCGAGAUCUUGGGGCUUGA
Molecule: messenger RNA, 2133 nt
Organism: Talaromyces marneffei
Lineage: Eukaryota; Fungi; Ascomycota; Eurotiomycetes; Eurotiales; Trichocomaceae
Exons: 3
Coding region: 1-2133 (710 amino acids)
Cellular component (GO): membrane; microtubule; cytoplasm
Molecular function (GO): microtubule binding; GTP binding; GTPase activity
Source: RefSeq, a predicted model, not a curated record